CCUAUUUCUAUUCAUAUCCAAAGUUCCUGAAAUGUCUCUCCCCAAGGCACAAUUGCAGAAUUUUGUUUUUACUUGCCUUGUUUGUGUUGUGGGUCGGACGCUGACAUUUGAAUGUAGCCUGUUAUCGUUUGUGUAGGUAUGUAUGUAGCCCAGGAAUCUGGUAAUCAAGUCAAGGUUAGGCGGCCUGUCUUUUAUCUGAAGGGCUGGGAACUCAUUGUAGGGGUCAGAUACCGGGGUGCAGCAUCCUCCUAGAUCCAGUUCUGGUCCAGGCUGGCAGCGAGCAUGUGGGCAGGCUGUGCAGAGUGGAUGCAGGGCAGCCUGACAGCUGGAGCUGUGGGGAAGGCAGCCUGAGACCGAGUGGGAGGGACGGGUCUCAGUGGGACAGAGACAUUCAACAGGAAACAUCUUCUGGGAGGAUGCAGCACAUUGCCUGGUGUAGAAGAGAGGAGCGUGGGCCGGUGUCUAGUGGUGACGUAAACGGAAGCUGGAACACAAAGUGAGCACAGGGAAGUCGUAAAGUAACCCAGAUCAGCAGUGCACGGUGCACCAUUCCUGGCCUUUGCUCAUGGUCCUGCAUGGUGGGGAAUCUCAUGGUGCAGACCUGGGUGCGGAGGACACGGCGGGGUGUCGCGGGGACACGAAACCUCCCCGGAGCCGCAGUCGCCGCGCGGGGCGGCCUGGGAAAGUCACCAGUCAGCAGCGCAGUGGCGGGAACCGCAGCCCGGCGGCCCUGGAACCUCCCAGAGAACUAUUGCAAAUGUGAUCCUGACCAUCAACAUGUGAAGACUGGAAAGGAGUCUUGUCAGUGUAAUGAGCUUGGCAAAGUGCUUCAUGACCCCUCCACAUGUGCACUUUAUAAAGCAAUUGAAACUACAGAAAACUCUAAUAAACACACAUGCGGUAACCACAGGGAUGCCUCUAUUGACUCAUCAAACCUAAAUGGACAUGAAAGCAUGCACACUGGAGAAGAACUUUGGAAAACUAAAGACUGUGAGAAAUCUUUAAAUGUGUGUUCCAUCAUUACUCAAGAUCAGGGACUCUACACUGCAAAGAAAGAGCACAGGCAGGAAAAAAAUGGUGACUCUUUUGCCUCUUUAUACAGUCUUUUGCAACAAGCAGUCUACAUCUUAGAGGCUCCACACCAAUGUAGGAAAUGCGGGAAAUGCUUCAAGACUGCCUCAUACCUCACUGAACAUGAGAGAAUUCAUGCUGGAUUUAAACCCUAUAAAUGCAUCGUUUGUGAAAAAUCCUUUACCCAGCCUUCAGGUCUUGAAAUCCAUCAGAGACUUCAUACUGGAGAGAGACCUUACAAAUGUGGGGUAUGUGACAAAUCCUUUACCUUGAAGUCAACCCUUAGAAGACAUCAGGAAAUUCAUACUGGGGAGAAACCUUACAAAUGUAAGGAAUGUGACAAAUCCUUUACCCGGGACUCAACCCUUAGAAGACAUCAGAGUGUUCACACUGGAGGGAAACUUUACAGAUGCAAGAAAUGUGACAAGUCUUAUACUAGCUGCUCGUAUCUUAGAGCACAUCAGAAAACUCAUACUGGAGAGAAACUUUACAAAUGCAAAGACUGUGACAUAUCCUUUAUCCAUAUUGCAAGUCUUAGAACACAUCAGCGAGUUCAUACUAGAGAUAGUCCUUACAAAUGUGAGUUAUGUGACAAAUCCUUUCCCUUGAACUCAACCCUUAGAAAUCAUCAGAAAAUUCAUACUGGAGAGAAACUCUACAAAUGUAAGGAAUGUGACAAGUCCUUUAUCCAGGCCUCACGUCUUAGGACACAUCAGAGAGUUCAUACUGGGGAGAAACCUUACAAAUGUAUGGAAUGUGACAAAUCCUUUACCCAGGAAUCAACCCUUAGAAGGCAUCAGAGAGUUCAUACUGGAGAGAGACCUUAUAGUUGUAAAGAAUGUCACAAAUCUUUUACAAGGUGCUCCUACCUCUUAGCACAUCAGAAAAUUCAUACUGGAGAGAAACAUACCAUUGUAAAUAAUGUGUCAUAGCAUUUUCCCAGUAUUCUCUGCUUUCGAAUUACAACAGUACACAAAAUGGAUACAUAAAGAUCAGAAACUUGUAAAGGUUUUUAAUGAAGGUUUACAUUUUAAAAAAUAUCCUAGAGUUUAUAUUUAAAUAAAAUUCUGCAAAUGUAA
Peromyscus californicus insignis is the source of this 2150-nucleotide messenger RNA. RefSeq names its product zinc finger protein 54-like. Lineage: Eukaryota; Metazoa; Chordata; Mammalia; Rodentia; Cricetidae. Gene Ontology annotation, biological process: regulation of transcription by RNA polymerase II. Gene Ontology annotation, molecular function: RNA polymerase II cis-regulatory region sequence-specific DNA binding; DNA-binding transcription factor activity, RNA polymerase II-specific. The transcript has 2 exons. The record is from RefSeq and is a predicted model, not a curated record. Bases 576 to 2003 code for a protein of 475 amino acids.